AUGAACUUCAUAAAGGCCUGCAAAGAGGACAGCCUCCCCGAGAUGCCAAUCCUGGUGAAAUCUCUGAGCAGCUUCACAGAGAAAAAAGGGUCCAGAUGUCCUGACUGUGGGAGAGCCUUCAGCUCCAAGUCCUUCCUUACUCAACACUGGCGGAUCCACACAGGGGAGAGACCCUAUGAAUGCAGUGAGUGUGCGAAGGCUUUUAGCCAGAGGGCAAACCUUAUUCAGCAUCAAAGGAUUCAUUCUGGAGAGAAACCAUACAAGUGUGAGGACUGUGACAAAGCUUUCAGGCGGAGCUCCUCCCUCAGGGAGCACCAGAUUAUCCAUAGUGGCAAGAAACCAUUUCUCUGUAAUGAAUGUAGGAAAGGCUUCAGCAAACGCUCAGCCCUCAUCUCCCAUCGGAGAAUUCACACUGGCGAGAAACCCUAUCAAUGUAAUGAGUGUGGGAAGGCCUUUAGUGAUCAGUUAUUCUUCAGCCAACACCGGAGGAUCCACAAUGGGGAGAAACCUUAUGGAUGCAAUGAAUGUGGAAAGGUCUUUAGCUGGGCCUCAUCCCUUAAUCACCAGAGAACUCAUACAGGUGAGAACCCCUAUAGAUGCCCCGACUGUAGGAAACCCUUUCGGUACAGGUCCUCCCUCAUCAAGCACUGGAAAACCCACACAGGAGAGAAACCCUACAAAUGCAGCGACUGUGAGAAGACUUUCAGCUAUAGCUCCUCCCUCAGCCUCCAUCAGAGAACUCACAACGGGGAGAGUCCCUAUAUGUGUAAGGAGUGCAGAGACACCUUCAGGUAUUGCUCCUCCCUGACCAAGCACCAGUGGACCCACAGCAUCAAGACAACCUGUGAGUGUAAGGAAUGUCUAAAAGCCUUUAGUAGUUGUGAUUCAUCCCUUAAAGUACAUCAGAGGAUCCAUACAAGGGAGAAUCCUAUGCAUACAGAGAGGGUGAGGAAGACCUUUGUGGCAACUAACUUCCGGCAGUUCUUAAUAAAACAUACUAUGCACGUGAAACCUUCAGAUUUCAUUCACCCCAAGAGGUCUGAAACAUCACAUUAUACAUUAGUCAUGGGGAUAUGCCUCAAGGGUCCCCAAAACCACCCCAUUGUGGUGACUCAGUAA
Molecule: messenger RNA, 1119 nt
Organism: Neomonachus schauinslandi (Hawaiian monk seal)
Lineage: Eukaryota; Metazoa; Chordata; Mammalia; Carnivora; Phocidae
Product: zinc finger protein 525-like
Exons: 1
Coding region: 1-1119 (372 amino acids)
Source: RefSeq, a predicted model, not a curated record